CAUUUACUAAUAUAUGAAUAGACUGUAAAUAGUUGUUUGGUUUGACUGUAUGUAUAGCGAGUGUCAUACUGUAUAUAAACAAAGCUAUCGAUGGUAUCGAUACUAUCGAAGUUUGUUAAGUAUUGAUCGGUUGUCACAAUGGACGCCAUGAAUGCGUCCUCACAGUCGAGUCCGGCCAACAAACGGACAAACAUUAACAUCAAUUACCAGACCAAUGGCCAAACACACGACCAACUUAACGAUGGACUACCCGCUCAACAACAGACUCAAAGUGGCCCACAAUCGUCAGUCAACUCAAUGGCACCGCAAGUGGCCAACAAUCAGUCACCGGGAGCUCAGCCCACGACCAGUCAACCGACGUACUCCAUACCCGGUAUUGUCCACUAUUUGCAAUAUGAAUGGCAACGGUUUGAACUACAAAGACAACAGUGGGAGGUGGAAAGGGCUGAACUACAGGCACGUAUAGCACURCUUCAGGGAGAGAGGAAAGGACAGGAAAAUCUGAAGAAUGAUUUGGUCAGACGUAUCAAAAUGUUAGAGUACUGUCUGAGACAAGAAAGAGCCAAAUAUCAUAAGUUAAAGUUUGGUUGCGAUCCGCCAAAUAUGACCACAACUAAUGAUGAACUCAAAGAACUCAAUUCAGACUUAGAAGAGUCACUGAUGAGCGAUUCCGGCGGACAAUCGUCGGUCAACUGGAAACAGGGAAGACAAUUAUUACGGCAGUAUUUGCAAGAGAUUGGUUAUACAGACACCAUAAUCGAUGUCCGAUCCAAUCGAGUCCGAAGUUUGUUAGGCUUAACAUUGAAUACCAGUUUAGAUGAGUCACAAACCGUCGGUCAGGACACGGGUGAUGCCGUUAAUAGGAAACUCAAUGAGACAACUGUUGACAACUAUAAGACACGAUUAGGAAGACGAGAUCUACGUGAAACUGAUCGGUGGAAACCGGAACAAGCAAUCGUGGCCGAUGCCGAGGCCAGCGUUUUGGCCACUUUUGAAUUUCUUAAUGAACAGAGAGAUGGACGCAAUCAAGAAGACAACGAAGAAGAAGAAGAGGAAGAAGAAAGUUGUGAAGAUAUAGACAACAGUCGAAGUUCAGGUCCUUAUGUUAUUGAUUCUGAAACUGAAGAAGUAUUGGCCGAAUUUGAUUUUUUAUCAGCUCAUUCCGGUGGUGAACAAAAGGAUGGCAGUCCUUGGGGUAGACCAGGUUCUGGUAAGGAUGUGGUCGAUAUAGGAGAGUUGGCAGCACUUACUGUUGCCAAUGAAUCAGAUAUGAAUGGUUCGACUGUUAACUCACAAAUGAAUACAGAAUUUAGAAAGACAUGGAAUCCUAAAUACAUUCUUAAAUCACAUUUUGAUUGUGUCCGAUGUCUCCGAUUUCAUGCAUCCGAACCACUAUUGAUUACCUGUUCUGAAGAUGAGACGAUCAAACUAUGGAAUCUUAACAAAACCCAACAGUCAAAUAAAGGCAAACAACAACAACAGCCCACGGGUCCAACUGGCGGAACAACAUUUGAUUUAGAACCAGUCUAUACAUAUAGAGGUCACACAUCAAGAGUAUUAUCGUUAGCCGUCAAUAAUAAUACGAUAUACUCGGGCGCACAAAAUGGUCAGCUUAUGAUUUGGUCAAUACCGGCAAAUAUAGCAAAUAUAGAUCCAUAUGACGCGUUUGAUAUGAGCCUUCAAGUAUGUCAACUGAAUGCUCACGCGAAUGCCAUUUGGUCUUUGGUGGCCAUACCUUCUUCCACAUCUCCGACACCUAUACUAUGUUCGGCAGCUUCUGAUCAAACAAUAAAGAUUUGGGACACAUCUCGUGUUCAUUGUGCUAAAACCAUUACUUUAGAAGGGAGCUUAAGGCCAACAUGUUUGGCUGCGGUCGCACCACAUAAUAAUAAUAGCAACGACAUUACAUCACCAUCACUAUUGGCCGCUUCACUCACAGAUGGCUCGAUCUGUUUAUACGAUUUGGAGGCCACCAGUGAAUCAAAACCAGUGCUCACAUUUGAGUCGGGAUCUCCGGGAAGAGUUAAUGCCAUUGCCGUACACCCAACUAUGCCCGUUGUUGUCAGUGCUCAUGAAGACCGACAGAUCAAGUUAUGGGACAUCAAUAGUGGUAAAUGUAUUCACGCAAUGGUUGCCCAUUUAGAUGAAGUUACAUGUCUUGCCUGUGAUCCCAAUGGACUGUAUUUAUUAAGUGGAAGUCAUGACUGUAGUGUCCGAUUGUGGAACUUUGACAGCAGAACCUGUGUUCAGGAGAUAACAUCACAUCGCAAGAAGUUUGACGAAGCGAUAUUUGAUGUGACAUUUCAUCCGAGUAGGCCUUACUUUGCUUCCGGCGGUGCCGACGCUUUGGCCAAAGUUUUUGUUUGAUAACAAUUGUCGAUCUAAUUGUUUACAAGUUAUUAUUAAAUAUUAUUAUGUAAUUGUAUUAUAUAUUUUCGGCACUAUUUGGAUAGACAUCUCUAACUCACGCUUAGGACAGUUAUCCUAAUGACCCGAAACCCGAUUUUAUUGAAUAUAGUUUUAAUUAUUUAUAUUUUUGCAAAUUAUUUUUCACUUCAUUUUCCGCUAUAAAUGACAUAAACACUAAUUGUAUUUUUAUUAAUGGUUUGUUUUUCAUUAUUUUAAAAAUUUAUAUUGAUUUAAUUAUUUUGAAUCACUGAUGAUAACAAAGCAGAUAAAAACUAUUAUUUAUUAAAACUAUUGAUUGCUUUUACGUAAUUAAUAAUUUUAUUUCUUUUCUUUUUUUUUGUUUAAAUUUAGACGAUUUUGUAGGAAAAUUUUUUUAUGUAAAAGCUUUUAUAGUAUAUUAUGAUAGACAUGUUAUAUAAAGUAAUUUUGCGAUCAAUUUAUAUAUUUGAUAUUAUGUUUGUAUUUUUAAUUACAUUUUGUGUGUAAUUGAUGAUUGAUAUUGAAUGUCAGAGAGAGAGAGAGAGAGAGAGAGAGAGAGAGAGAGAGAGAGUUUGAUACCGUUUUGUAAUAAAGUAAUUAUAUAUUUUGAUUUAUAAUUAUUUAAAUAUUUUUGUCAAAUUUAU
Oppia nitens is the source of this 3032-nucleotide messenger RNA. It is a transcript of the gene Cka, whose product is annotated as striatin-like. Gene Ontology annotation, molecular function: protein binding. Bases 139 to 2367 code for a protein of 742 amino acids. Lineage: Eukaryota; Metazoa; Arthropoda; Arachnida; Sarcoptiformes; Oppiidae. The record is from RefSeq and is a predicted model, not a curated record. The transcript has 9 exons.